AAAUAAAUAAAAAUGUUUCCUCUGCCACCACUAUACCAUUUCCUUAAUUCCACACCAAGCCCCGAAAAUCAAAAUGGAAGCACUUUCUUCAUCUUCAUUUUCUCCUCCAAUCUUUUACCUACUUUAUACCCUCCUCCUUUUUCAUCAUUGAAUUUUUGAACCAAACUCUGUUUACCAUUUCAUUUGUUUUCAAUUAAUUCAUUAAUGGGGGCUAGUAUUUCUUCAACAACAACCGUAAAAGAAAAAGGUGAAGGGUCUAAUUCUUCAUCAUCAAGAACUGGUCUUGGUGAUAUUCCAGAGAGUUGCAUCUCCUCCAUUCUUAUGAAUCUUGAUCCACCUGAUAUAUGUAAAUUGGCUAGAGUCAACCGUGCUUUUCAUAGAGCUUCUUCAGCUGAUUUUGUUUGGGAAUCAAAGUUGCCACAAAAUUAUAAGUUUCUUGCUAAUAAAAUUCUCGGUGAAGAAAAUAUUUCCAUUAUGACUAAGAAAGAGAUCUAUGCAAAACUUUGUCUACCUAAUCGCUAUGAUCAUGGUACUAAAGAAGUUAGGUUGGACAAAUGUAGUGGACAAGUUUGUUUCUCUAUGUCAUCAAAGUCCUUAAAGAUAACAGGAAUAGAUGAUAGAAGAUAUUGGAUUUAUAUUCCAACUGAGGAGUCCAGGUUUAAGAAUGUGGCAUAUCUUCAACAAAUGUGGUGGGUUGAAGUAGUAGGGGAGGUAGAGUUUGUAUUCCCUGUGGGAAGUUACAGCAUAACUUUUAAACUCCAAUUGGGCAAAGCAUCCAAAAAAUUGGGUCGGCGUGUGUGCAACGUUGAUCAAGUGCAUGGCUGGGACAUCAAACCCGUCAGGUUCCAACUCUCCACAUCCGACGGUCAGCGUUCAAUCUCGGAGUGUUACUUACAAGGGCCAGGGGAUUGGGUCUAUUACCAUGUAGGAGAUUUCGUGGUCGUAAAGCCCAAUGAGCCCAUAAAGAUUAAGUUUUCUUUGGCCCAAAUUGAUUGUACUCAUACCAAAGGUGGCUUAUGCAUAGAUAGUGCAAUCAUUUGCCCAACUGAGUUUAGAGAAAAACUCAAACAGUUUUAGCUGGUUAUUAAACAUUUUUCGUUUAGUUAUGUACUUGUAUUAGAGAAAAUUAAAGAACGGUUUCUUUUAUAACAGAUUAUUUGGUGUUUGUGGGAGCUGAAAAUUACUCAAUUAGCCCUUUAUUUUAGGUGGGUUUGAGCGUUCUUUUGUAACUUAUAUCAGUUAUAUGCAGUUGUACUUUACAAACUUGAAAUGUUAAACUCUGAACAAUUAAAAAAAAAAUGUUAAUUGCUCA
Molecule: messenger RNA, 1312 nt
Organism: Cicer arietinum (chickpea)
Lineage: Eukaryota; Viridiplantae; Streptophyta; Magnoliopsida; Fabales; Fabaceae
Product: F-box protein PP2-A13
Molecular function (GO): protein binding
Source: RefSeq, a predicted model, not a curated record